Molecule: messenger RNA, 957 nt
Organism: Ostrea edulis (European flat oyster)
Lineage: Eukaryota; Metazoa; Mollusca; Bivalvia; Ostreida; Ostreidae
Exons: 1
Coding region: 1-957 (318 amino acids)
Source: RefSeq, a predicted model, not a curated record
AUGUUUGAGCAAGCCAGAAUCAGUGAAAAUGAAACGGACUUCAUGAUGAAGUUUCAUACGUCAAAAAUAACGUACGAACAUUUAAAACACGUGAAUUUUUCACGAAAGCGCAUCAUGAUUUCCCCAAAAAAAGAUCCUAUUUUGACGGAAAUCGUGGAUAUGACAGCUCUUUCUGACGUUCACCAUACUGAAUCCUCUCGUCAACUUUAUUUUGAUGUUCGAACUGUAGAAAUGUCUUUGAUAAAGGAAUUUAGCAUUGAUGGGGAUGUCGUGUGCGAUGGUAUAUUUCUGUCUAAUGGCACUUUUGUGAUAGCGGAUUACAGAGAUGAUGGGAAAUGCAUGUUUUUUGACAAACAUUGGGUCCCCAGUAUAUUUGGUGAAAGUCUUAAGAAACCAUUUGGUUUGAUAGAAAACGAUGAAGAAGUUCUUGUGACUUGUAGCGGCUCAAAAAGUAUUGAAGUAUUUUCUUCAUCAGAUUUACAGAAACUUCGAAGUAUUCCCAUGACUGAAUCAGUUUCUGGAAUAACACACCGGAGGGGUGACAUAUAUGUUGCGUGUGGAAAGAAAAUCAUUAAAAUCGAUAGCGUGGGUAGGAUAUUGAAAAUAUACGAUGUAGAAGGGGCAAAUAAUGUAAAUAUACUUGCAACAAACACUGGACUUAUUGUGUACAGUGAUUGGAAAAUAGAAAAAGUGACAGCGAUAACCGAUCAGGGAGACAUUGUCUGGAAGUAUAAAAAUCGUAACCUGAAAUGUCCAUCUGGAAUCGAUCAAGACUCUGUCGGUAACAUAUACGUUACAGGAAGAGAUAGCAACAACGUCCACGUGUUGUCUGGAACCGGGGAACUUAUUAGGGUGUUCGAAGACAUCCCGAGCCCGACCUUCUUUAAAUUAAUUGAAGAGAGGGGCAUUAUAUGUGCUUUUGAUAUAUCAAAACGCAUAAGAGUGUUUGAAGUUUAA